This is a messenger RNA of Neopsephotus bourkii (Bourke's parrot), 5671 nucleotides long. It is a transcript of the gene SLC2A13, whose product is annotated as solute carrier family 2 member 13. Bases 234 to 2099 code for a protein of 621 amino acids. Gene Ontology annotation, cellular component: membrane. The transcript has 11 exons. Gene Ontology annotation, molecular function: myo-inositol:proton symporter activity. The record is from RefSeq and is a predicted model, not a curated record. Lineage: Eukaryota; Metazoa; Chordata; Aves; Psittaciformes; Psittacidae. Gene Ontology annotation, biological process: transmembrane transport.
AGCUCCGCCCGGGCGCUGGGAGCGGCAGUCGCGGCGGGUAACUUCCCCUCGGGUCCGUCCGGCCGCCGGCACUAUGCGACCCGGCUGAGAGCGGCCCGACACGGGCGGGCGGGGCGAGGGCGGGCGGCGCCAGAAGCAAGUAACAGCAGCAGCAGCCCCGCCGCUGUAGGCAGAGCCGCCCGGCAGCCGCCCGCCGCAGCCCCCUGCGCUCCCCCGGCCGGGGCAGGAGUCCCAUGUCCCGCAAAGCCAGUGACAAUGUGGAGUACACGCUGCGGAGCCUGAGCAACCUGAUGGGCGAGAAGCGGCGGCGGCAGGCGGACGGGUCCGCCGGCUCGAGCGUGGCGGCGGCGGCGGGCGAGCGGAGCCUUAUCGCCGCCGAGUCGUGCUCCAGCCUCAACAGCGCGGCGUCGGGCGGAGACCUGGAGCGGGCGGCGCGGCGGCAGUUCCAGCAGGACGAGACCCCCGGCUUCGUCUACGUGGUGUCGGUCUUCUCCGCCCUGGGGGGCUUCCUCUUCGGCUACGACACCGGUGUGGUGUCGGGGGCCCUGCUCCUCCUGAAGAGGGAGCUCAACCUGGACGCGCUCUGGCAGGAGCUGCUCGUCUCCAGCACGGUGGGCGCCGCCGCCCUGUCCGCCCUGGCCGGCGGCGUCCUGAACGGGCUGUGCGGUCGGCGGCCCUGCAUCCUGCUGGCCAGCGGCCUCUUCAUAGCGGGGGCCGGCGUGCUGGCGGCCGCCCGCGACAAGGAGACCCUUCUGGGGGGACGCGUGGUGGUGGGGCUGGGCAUCGGUGUAGCAUCUAUGACUGUGCCAGUGUACAUCGCAGAAGUUGCUCCGCCACACUUAAGAGGCAGAUUAGUCACCAUUAACACUCUAUUCAUCACUGGAGGGCAGUUUUUUGCAAGUGUCGUUGAUGGAAUCUUCAGCUACCUCGCGAAGGAUGGAUGGAGGUACAUGCUGGGACUCUCAGCUGUUCCAGCAGUUAUACAGUUCUUUGGAUUCCUGUUUCUUCCUGAAAGUCCUCGCUGGCUCAUUCAGAAAGGCCAGACUCAGAGAGCACGGAGAAUCCUGUCUCAAAUGCGUGGCAACCAGGCAAUUGAUGAAGAAUAUGACAGUAUCAAAAACAGCAUUGAAGAAGAAGAAAAAGAAGUUGGAGCAGCUGGACCUGUGAUCUGCAGAAUGCUAACAUACCCUCCAACUCGAAGAGCCUUAAUUGUGGGUUGUGGUCUGCAGAUGUUUCAACAACUGUCAGGGAUUAACACCAUCAUGUACUACAGUGCUACCAUUUUGCAGAUGUCAGGAGUUGAAGACGAUAGGCUUGCAAUCUGGCUGGCUGCACUGACAGCGUUUAUAAACUUCAUUUUUACUCUAGUGGGAGUCUGGCUCGUUGAAAGAAUGGGUCGCCGGAAACUUACACUUGGUAGUUUAGCAGGUACUGCUGUAGCAAUCCUUAUCCUAGCUUCGGGAUUUUUGCUAUCAGCUCAGGUCUCGCCAAGGAUCACACUUAAUCCAUCAGAUCCUUCACAUCAAAACUCUACCUGCACAAAAUACAGUUAUUGCAAUGGAUGUAUGUUAGAUCCACACUGUGGUCUCUGCUACAAAUUGAAUAAAUCAAGUGUUGUUGAGUCCUCAUGUGUUCCUGUUGAUAAAGAUUCUACAACGAAAGCGGCUUGGGGCAGGUGUUCAAAUGAAACAGCAUUCAAAAAGGAAGAUUUGUUUUGGGCAUACAAUUUCUGCCCCACUCCAUACUCUUGGACAGCACUUCUGGGCCUUAUUUUGUACUUGGUUUUCUUUGCACCUGGGAUGGGUCCUAUGCCCUGGACUGUCAAUUCUGAAAUUUACCCACUUUGGGCUAGGAGUACAGGAAAUGCGUGUUCCUCUGGAGUCAACUGGGUUUUCAAUGUGCUCGUGUCACUGACGUUUCUGCAUACAGCUGAAUACCUGACAUACUAUGGAGCCUUCUUCCUCUACGCAGGGUUUGCUGCCUUGGGACUGGUUUUCAUCUAUGGCUGCCUUCCUGAGACUAAAGGGAAAAAACUAGAGGAAAUUGAGUCUUUGUUUGAAAACAGGCUAUGUACAUGUGGCAGUGCUGGGGGUUUUUAGCAGCAGAAGACCAUCUCUCUCUGCCAGCCCUGCUUCACAGAUGCGCUCAGAAGUGGCACUCGGUUGUGUACAGCACUGGGCUCAUUUUCUCACACGAGUUCAGUCUUACUGAAAGCAGUUUUCUGAAGGUUUGCAUCCCCUCCCCUUUUCCUCAAGGCAAAAUGAUUGAAACUCGUGCAUUUUAUUCAUCAUUGCUAUUGGCUAUGAGGGUGCAAAAUAAAUUAGGUUCUUGAUUGUCGCUCCCCCUUUCCCGCCUGCAGAGUUGGGUUUAAGUUUUCCUUUUAGGGUUGCUUUACCCCAAGACAACAUUCCAUACCUUAGAAACGCUGAACCUAGUACGGAAGCAUCAUGUGUAAUACAAAUGAGAUCAAAUACUUCAAAUCAGUCUUAGCAAUUAGGGUUUUAUUUUUAGAAUCUGUGAAAAUUUAUAGUGUAUCAAGAAAAUUAAAUGUUUCUAUUUUGCAGAGAUUUUUAUAUUUGUGCAUAUUUUAAGUUUUAAGAGAUUUUUGCUAAAGGUAGACUUAGUAACAUUCCAGAUAAAAGAAUAAAACUACAGUGUAGCUGAAUAAUUUCUUAUGACAGGAUUUUAAUUUCUGAAGUAAAUUGUGUGUCUAAGCACAAUACCAUUUUAUUGAAAGCUUUCUGCAGAAGAUGCGCACUCGUUUCUUCACAGGGACUGCACACUUAAUUCAGGUAUUCUCUGCAUCAGGAGUGCUGGAGUAAUGCUGGCAGAGUUGGACAUAUUUAUACACAACACUGAGGUAUUUCAGUUCUGCUUGAUCUACCGACUCUUCACGUUGUGAUCUAAAGGCAAGGAUAAAGGAAACAAGUCCUGAGGCAUUUUUAAUCUUUUAAAAUAUAUUUCACAUUAAUUCAUAUAUAGUAGUUUGCUCACCAUGUUGAAAUUCAAAGUGUUGGGGAGACGUUGAGAUAAUUUGCCACUUCUUUCUUCCCUAUGUCACUUUGCUGAUCAAAGUCAUCUUCUAACAAGAGAAACAAACCUGUUUGCAAAAUAGACAUAGAAACAAAGCAAGGGCCAGGACUCGUUUGGAGAGCUGAACUGCAUUGCUAUGUAUGCACCUUAGACAGAUGGUAGAUGUUGCUGCCUUGCGAGUUGCAGUGACAGCCCCGUCAGAAAUUUUGGGACUAGAGCAGAUACAUCCUGCGAAUCGUCAUUCUGACUUAUUUUGGCAUGAAUUGGUAAAUUUAACAUUUCACUGGUGCAGGAGUUAGGGUUGGGAGGCAGGAAGAGAGAAAUGACAUGUUAAAACCCCCACAGAGUCAUGUUUCAGUAGAGAUCGGUGUCAUAGCUGAGAGGAGCAGUCGCUAGCUUGUCUCCCAUGUGGGAGAAGGAUGGUGGGAACAAGGGACUGUCCUUGGUCCUGUGGGUGAGCGAAGGAGAACUGACAGACUAAUGGGGGAGAAGCACACAAGUGCUACACAGAGGUGAGAAUGUGGCAAUGGAGUUUGCAAAGCUAGUGCUUGUUACCUAGGUGAAAUUUUUGCCUUUCUUAGUCGCUUGUGUUGAGCACUGUUUAGGCUGCUAGGGGCUGCUACAGGCUCUGAGCAAGGGUCUUUCCUUCACCCAUGAGGGUGUUGGGCGCAAUCCCACAGGUACACAGUAGGCUAGUAGAAGAUGGACCCUGUAUUUGUCAGCUUUAUACCCAGAUUUCUGCUUAACAUCAAUUCUCUUCUAACAUGGACUUCUUGACAUUUUACUUGUACUUAUGUAAAAGGGUUUGUUACCUGAGAGAGAGAGAAAAGGAGAAAGAGGCAGAGUCUUCACAGUACAGAGAUCUCGGGGUAGAAAUCAAGGCAGAAGAGGCAGUUCUGCAAAGCACUUUAAAGAGUAAGAUGUUUGUGCACUUUUUUUCUGAGAGACUCAAGCUAACCAAACCCAUUCCUCUGCGUUGGGUAGAAAACCGAGCUUUGUGUACCAGGCCAGAAGCAGAUAAUGCCACAAUAUGUGCUUUAUGGCAAAAUGUGUUUUUAUUGCGGGUACCAUUUACAGCUUACAUGUAGCUGCUGCCUAUGAAGUGACUCAGUCAUUCUCUGGAUUUUAAUGAGUCACAUUUUUGUGCAAAAAUCUUAGUGGUUUUCUAUGGAUCUCCAUCACCUUGUGUACAGUACAGUUAAGCAUAAUCCACAGAGUGGUCUAGGUUGUGGCAGUGUUACAAAUGUCAGCACAGUAAAAUCUAGGUGAACAUUGUUAAAGAAAUAUUGUUGUUUGUGAUACUGGGGGUUAAAACUCCUUAAAGGCAACUAUAUAUAGAUUUUAAAAGUCUGAAAAAAUGGCAGUUCUUAUCUAUUUUGUGUAUGUUUUCAUAUAGAGGAGGAGUUUUUUAUGUGCCAAUAACCAUCACUGUAGUGUUUUGUAAAUGGGUGUUAAUAGUGUUCCAGAGUUCUGUAUAUGAGAAUAUACUCUAGCCACAAUACCUGUUAGUGUGAACCAGCAGCAUGUUUUAAACCUUCCUCACACCUCUUCACCAGAGGUGCUCACUCGUCAGCUUCAGUAGAGCUCACUCACACCAUGGGAAGUUCGACCACCAUCAGGCCUCGAGAAUACAGAUUUCAUCUAAAUCCCCACUUUUUCGCAUUGUCCUUCGAUGGUUUGUUAUAUGUGAAUGAUCUGGCAUGUGUAAUUAUAAAGCUUGAACUCCAGUUGUAGUCCUCUCUUCUGUUGAAAUACAGUUUGUCAGAAUUUGGUUUGGCUUUCCAUCGCGUUUCUGUCAGUAUGGGGCACACUGGUUAAUCAGGAAUACUGUCCACCUAUUUCUAAAGGAAACAUUCAUUUCUGAGAUGUUAAAAUAAAGGCAAUUGUCUCUCGCUGCCUUAAACAUUACACAGACUUUAGAGAGGACUGAAUGUAUGACCAUCAUCAUGACUUCUGCAGGAGAAACUUCCUGGCUCCUCAGCAGCUGUGAUACGAGUCAGUUUUGUGGUGCUGGGAUGCUGCAUUAUACCACAGGCCCUGCCUCGGGCAUGCCUGCCAGCUGUUCGGUUUUAAGUGUUCAAGUAGUCCCCAUGAAAUCUAUAAGAUUAUUCAUAUGCUUGAUGCUUUCCAUGCAUUCAAUGUCCUGCUGGUCCAGGGCAUCACUGGGAAGUGGCACAAGUCACAUCUCUGCUUUCCAUCAUGAAUCUCACACCCCUACAAAACCACCAAUCAGUUUUAGUCUAUGUAGAAUAUUUUAGACAUUAUUAGAGACCAAAUGGAUAGUAAUAAUGCCAUGUUGAAUAAGAACAUGCACAUAGUGCCAUCAGGCAUACUGUAAUCCCUGGGUGCGUGCUACAGUAUUCAGUACAAAACAGGUUUUGCUAAACUAAUUGCUGGGCUGUCCAAGUUACUUCUUAACCAUGCCAAACAUGUGCCAUUUCCUUUUGCAACCAGUCAAGCCUACAAUGUAUGAAAGUGGUGUACAUUUUCUGGACCUUAAGUGAUGUAAUAUUAUUCAAUUGACUUCUGAUUGCUUUAAUGAAGUUUGGUCUUUACAUGAAAAUAAAUAUCUUCAAAGAAUUGUCAGUGCCAGAAGUGUAAAUGAACAAAAUAAAAGGUGAGAUACUUAAUAACAGAA